Messenger RNA from Colletotrichum siamense, 348 nucleotides. RefSeq lists its product as uncharacterized. Bases 1 to 348 code for a protein of 115 amino acids. The record is from RefSeq and is a predicted model, not a curated record. NCBI's taxonomy places the organism in Eukaryota, Fungi, Ascomycota, Sordariomycetes, Glomerellales, Glomerellaceae. The transcript has a single exon.
AUGGCAUCUUACGAACAUACAACGAAUAUGGAGCCUACUUACGUCGAGAAUGCCUACAUCGAAAACGGCCUUCAUCCUGUACAUCACUCCGACAAGAUUGUCGGCGGGCCAAUAGAGCACCAAUACGAUGGCCAGUAUUAUGGAGGAUACACACAAAUCAGCGCGGCCACGACACUCAAGGCGGAGAAGAGGAUAUGCGGUGCCCGGAAACCAGUCUUCGUGCUGUGGUGCAUCAUCGGCUUUAUGGCGGCCAUGCUGGUGAUGGUUGCUGGCGUGUUUGGGGCUAUGAUAGCGAACCAGGAUGCAAAAAUACAAAACCUUCAACAAACAAACGGGGGUACAAGGUGA